AUGUAUACCAGAGUCACGUCUUGUAACCGGUGGCAUCAGGAGCAGGCAACCAUCACUGAACGUGGCAGUUCCUCCUGUAAUGGGGAAGAAAUGGCUUGCUACCCUCCCCCACCAUCCUAUCUCAUCAGACCCUCUCCCAUCAGACCCUCCCCCAACCUCCUAUCUUCUCAGACCCUCCCCCCAUCUUCUCAGACCCUCCCCCAACCUCCUAGCUCCUCAGACCCUCCCCAUAUAUCCUCAGACCCUCCCCCCAUCUUCUCAGACCCUCCCCCAACCUCCUAUCUCCUCAUCCCCUCCUCCCGUAUCUCCUCAGCCCCUCCCCAUAUAUCCUCAGACCCUCCCCAUCCUCCUAUCCCCUCAGACCCUCGUCCCCUAUCUCUUCAGACCAUCACCUCCCCUCCUAUCUCCUCAGACCCUUCCCCUCCUAUCUCCUCAUACCCUCCUCCCCUAUCUCCUCAGACCCUCCCCCACCAUCCUAUCUCAUCAGACCCUCUCCCAUCAGACCCUCCCCUACCCUCCUAUCUUGUCAGACCCUCCCCCUCCCCUGACUCUCUUAUCUCCUGA
This is a messenger RNA of Mizuhopecten yessoensis (Yesso scallop), 564 nucleotides long. RefSeq names its product extensin-like. The record is from RefSeq and is a predicted model, not a curated record. Bases 1 to 564 code for a protein of 187 amino acids. Lineage: Eukaryota; Metazoa; Mollusca; Bivalvia; Pectinida; Pectinidae. The transcript is spliced from 3 exons.